Messenger RNA from Caenorhabditis bovis, 1905 nucleotides. NCBI's taxonomy places the organism in Eukaryota, Metazoa, Nematoda, Chromadorea, Rhabditida, Rhabditidae. The record is from the annotation of a GenBank genome assembly.
AUGUAUUGUGCUUUUACCCUAUUAUUACUCGUUGUCAACUAUUUUCGUUAUACAAGCGCCGGAAGUAUUGUUCUUGAGCAGGAUCCUCGCCUCCAAGACCCGUUUUAUCGUGAUGUUUAUGCGCGAGCCUCGGGUCUUCCGCUGGCUUCUGUCAAUUCUGUAGUGCACAAUGUCAAACACAAAUCCAAUGGCAUUCUUGACAUUUGGUCGGAUAAACCAUUUCGGGGUCAGAGGCCCGUUUACAAACCGACACCGCCGCCGUACACGCCUCCGCCAUGGGUUCGAGGGCGUCCGAGAAAUCCGCCUUGGGAUCAACGAUUCAGUGAGCCAGACAACUAUCCAUCGGCAGCAGGAGCAGAUUAUGAUGAAUACGAGCGGCCUAGAAGGCCGAUUUCGAGAGGACGAGGUCGAGGUCGUAGGCCACCAAAAGCGCCUGUUCGAGUCAAAAUAAGCAAACCUGAUGAGCUCAUUGAAAAUGGUGAAGGUACUAGAGAUGACGAGGAAUCACAAAAGCAAACUGAGGAUGAGAAGAACGAUUCGAAUGAGGGUCAAGCAACGACAGAAGCAAAUAAGAAGGAGGGCGAGAAAGAGUUGGAACUCUUUCCAAAUUUAGAUAGCGAAGACGAGAAGGCUGAUGAGAAACCUAAGAAGGAGACGAAAGAGAAGUCGAAAGAGAGCAAUGAUGAAGGCACGAAGAGCGACAAAAAGAAAUUGCCGAAAAGUAAGAAAGAUGACAGUGAGGGCCAGAAGGUUACUGAAGUAGGGUCGAACGAUGAUGAGGGCAUCAUCAAGCUUGGCGAAAUUGAUUUGGCUGAUGUGAAAGCAAGCGGAGGAGGUCAUGAGAGUCUUCGACAAACUGGUCAUAUCACAAAAACAAAUUUAAAACCUAAAGAGAAGAAGAAGAAAAUUGUCGAAGAUAGCGGUGAUGAGGAUGAGGAUAAGAAUGAAGAAGAUGAUAGUAAAAAGAAAAAGAAAAACAAGUCUGACGAUGAAGAUAACAACGAGGAAGACAGUGAAGAGGACGCUGAAAAAAAUAAGAAGAAGAAGAAAAAGGAGAAGAAAAAGAAAAAUAAUAAAAAGAAAAAAGAUGAAAAUGAUGAAAGUAAAGAAAAUGAUGAUGAAAAUGGGAAGCUGAAGAUAGUGGAUGGAGAAAUUAAAGUUCCUCAAUCGAUUGAUGGAAGCACUGAAGAUUCCGAUGAAGAUUUUUCUGAUGAAGACGACGAUGAGGAUGAUAAUGACGAAGACGACAAUAAUAAACCGAAAUCGAAAAAUAAAAAGAUGGACCCAAAGAAAAAAUGCGGAAUGUUGAAAACUGGCGGACCAUCGUAUAUGGUUCCGCCAAUCAUGGGUUAUUCACAAUUUCCACCGCCUACGAAUCCGCAGUCAACGCCAGCGCCAAAUAACGAUGAAAAAUCGAGAAGCGAUGACUAUCAGGAUUUUGAAUCCAAGGAUUGCAAGGACAAUGACGAAAAGGUUCACGAAGACGACGAUUAUAGUGAGGAAAGCGAUGAGAGCGAAAAGAAAAAAAGAAAGAAGAAGAAGAAGAAAUCGAAAAAAUCAGAGAAACGCAAAAAAGGAAAAUCGCAUAAAUCUCGAAGUUUGGAUUACUUGACGCCGAAAGAAAAAAUUGAUCAAGUCAAACGAAAUCGUGGGCAUAUUUUAGACGAGCUUCAUGCUCAAGACGAUUUGAAGAAGCUCCAGAAGACCAAUUCGAAAGCAAUGACGCUGGGAAUCGACUGCUCACAGACCAGCGACGAGUUUCCAUUGAAAUGUGGCGCAUGGCAAUCGGUUGGAUUUUGCGAGACGAAUCAAGCCACUCAAUUCUUGUGGUGUCGAAAAACUUGCUUAUGCACACCGUUGGCAACCACAACACCCGAGAGCCCUUCAACACCGACGCACAAUUAA